AUGGCUGUCAACUACUUUGUUGAGUUGAAGCAGGAAUGCACGCCCAGUAUGAUUCAGCUGUUCCAUUCUUACUGUUUUACUGGAGUAUUUGGAGGGAAUGUAUCCCAAGCUUUUGACCAGUUAUGCUCUGUUCAGAAUGCAAAUGCUCCUGACUGGUUCCCUUUCCUCUGUCUGGAAUCUUCUUUUGAUAACUCGCCAUACUUGGGGCUGUUCUAUGAUGGUGAUACUGUCAGCGAUUCUCAUGACUUUUCCUUCGGGACAGCCACGUCUGCAGUGCUAAAUAUACCCGUUGGCUAUCAUCAAGGUGAUCAUAUUGUUAAAAAUGAAGAUGAAUACCUUAUUAUUCCACAGAGAUCUUUGAAUGGUCAAUGCUUGGCAAAUGCACCUGUGGCUUACCUGGAAGAUUUUGACUGGCGUUGUGUGACUUCUCUAACUGCUGCAGCUUGUGCGGAUAACCAUGGAAUUAGUGAUGAUAUCCAUAUCCAAAAUGGCCAAGGAUUGUUGAUCCCAGCCGUCAUAACCUACCAGAAAACUACAAACCUCAGAAAUUUCAUUGCCACGACCUCUGCAAGUAUAGAGCCAAGUCUUGCUAACCAGUCCUGGUUUCCUGAGCAUCAGAUUAUCACAGCUUCUGUAGAGCCAGUUCAUAAAUCAGAAGCCAAACUUGUAGAUGGAAUGUGUCAAAAUAUGAUUCUGCAGGGAGAUUAUGUCUUCAGUUGGAAAGGAAAUGUGAUCACUAAUGUUACUUUGCUUGUCACAGUGGGAGAUGUUCCCUUAGAUUAUCCAGCUACUUUGACUCAAAGAUUCAGUGCGACUUUCAUUAACUUCAGAAAUGACCAGCCACCCAAUGUGACUCGGUCUGGAAACCCAGGUUAUCAGAUUGGCAAGCCUGUUUUAGGUGCUUUUGAAAAUGGCAACACCUUACAAAAGGCUCCUGUAAGCAUAUGGCGACCAGUUGGAAAUGGGUUGUGCUCAUCAGCUCAAACAACAUCGGUGUUGUUUGGAAAGAACUCAAUCUCUGGUUGCCUGUUGAGACUUGGCAUCAAUACUUUUGAUGACUGUAUUGGUCUUAGGGCUGUGAGAAGACAGGCAAAUGUGUUGACACAGACGAUCUAACACCGGUUCUUGAAUGGUUCACAGAGACACUGGAGAAGGACACUAAUUUUCCUCAACUGUAAAGGGCUGAAGUAUCCUCAUUGUAUAAAUAUAAAAAAUUAAAUGGUGAAAAAAAA
Molecule: messenger RNA, 1232 nt
Organism: Rhincodon typus (whale shark)
Lineage: Eukaryota; Metazoa; Chordata; Chondrichthyes; Orectolobiformes; Rhincodontidae
Product: tectonic-2
Exons: 10
Coding region: 1-1116 (371 amino acids)
Biological process (GO): protein localization to ciliary transition zone; smoothened signaling pathway; cilium assembly
Cellular component (GO): MKS complex
Source: RefSeq, a predicted model, not a curated record